AUGACCGACAUUACGCAAAGCAUUCCAACCUAUCAGAGAGCGCUGGUUGCGACACAGGGAAAGACAUGGCAGUUGAGGCUGGAUAUGGCAAUACCACGAUUAAAGGAUGACGAGGUUCUCAUCAACAUCAAUGCAGUAGCUCUCAACCCAUCCGACGUUAAGUCAGUACAGCAUGCAGCGAUUGAAGACACUAUUGGAGGUUGCGAUAUGGCAGGGACUGUGGCGAUGCUUGGUAAAGAUGUUGGGGCGAAGCUCACGGUUGGUGAUCGAGUGAGCGCAUUUGUCUUUGGUGGCUCUGUGGCACGACCAGACAAUGGUGCCUUUGCGGAAAGUCUGGGCCUUGUUGACGACUUUGGCGAAGCCAUCAAAGCCGCAUCCACAUUGACAAACACAACACGAGUACCCAUUCUUGUGUAUGGUGGUUCCACUGCCACCGGGACAAUAGCUCUGCAGUUGUUGCGAGAUCUUGACUUCGAAACGAUCACAACGUGCUCACCGCACAACUUUGCUCUGGUCCAAAAGGCCGGUGCGCAGCGUGCUUUCGACUACGCGCAAGCGACGUCCGGCCAUGACAUAUGGGAGUUCUGCGCUGGGAAACUCCAGUACGUAAUCGAUUGCAUCGGCGACGAUGCCUCGACAUCGCUUUGUUACCGGGCAGUGGGGCCUAAAGGGGGUCGAUAUGUAUCACUGAAUCCGUUCCCCAGGAGGCUUGCACUGCGACGCCGCGACAUCUCUGUAGACUGGGUGCUUGGUUACUCGGUCUUCGGGGACAGAGUUCAGCUAACCACCGAAUAUCAGAAGGCAGCAGCCCCAGAAGAUGUUGUUUUCGCGGGGAGAUGGACGACUAAGAUGGAGGAAUUGGUUCAGAAAGGUAUUGUGAUUGCGCAUCCGAUCGAGGUGCGGGACGGUGGAUUAGCGAGCAUCAUAGACGAUGCCGAAAUGCUGCGAGCGGGCAAGGUCUCAGGGAAGAAGCUUGUGUAUGUAGUUGGCAGAUAA
Messenger RNA from Alternaria arborescens, 996 nucleotides. RefSeq lists its product as hypothetical. Bases 1 to 996 code for a protein of 331 amino acids. The record is from RefSeq and is a predicted model, not a curated record. NCBI's taxonomy places the organism in Eukaryota, Fungi, Ascomycota, Dothideomycetes, Pleosporales, Pleosporaceae. Gene Ontology annotation, molecular function: oxidoreductase activity, acting on NAD(P)H. The transcript has 2 exons.